Wasmannia auropunctata (little fire ant) is the source of this 912-nucleotide messenger RNA. RefSeq lists its product as uncharacterized. The record is from RefSeq and is a predicted model, not a curated record. The transcript is spliced from 2 exons. Gene Ontology annotation, cellular component: plasma membrane. The coding region runs from base 1 to 912 and encodes 303 amino acids. NCBI's taxonomy places the organism in Eukaryota, Metazoa, Arthropoda, Insecta, Hymenoptera, Formicidae. Gene Ontology annotation, molecular function: olfactory receptor activity; odorant binding. Gene Ontology annotation, biological process: sensory perception of smell; detection of chemical stimulus involved in sensory perception of smell.
AUGCGUUCCUCCCGCGCGUCCAAGGUGGACGUUUACAGGCGAAAUAAUGAUUACAGCCUUCAGCUGAAUCGUUGGAUCUUAAAGCCGAUAGGCGUUUGGCCGGAAUUACCCACGAGCUCGGCGAUCGAGAAGCUUCUGUCGAAGAUUCUCAGAUUAAUGUGUCACUCCUUGAUAGCUCUCACCGUGAUACCCUCCGUCCUGUACAUUCUCUUCGAAGAGAAGGACGUCCGUUUAAAGCUGAAGGCCGUCGGGCCCACGAGUCACUGGCUCAUGGGUGGCGUGAAUUACUGCUCAUUGCUGUAUCAAAAGGGUCAGAUACGUAAAUCUGUCGAGCAUAUGGAGACUGAUUGGCUAACGGCGAGGAGAGAGCGCGAUCAGAAGCUGAUGCUGAGGAACGCGCGAGUGGGACGCGUAAUAGCGGGCGUUUGCGCGCUCAUCAUGCAGGGCGGUAUCUUCUCUUACAACGUGGCGAGGGGAACGUCACCGAUACUCGUGGUGAUCGGCAACGAGACGGUCGCGAUAGGCCGCUUGCCGUGUCCGUCGUUCAACUUGAUCGUGGAUACCAGGUUCACCCCGGUGUACGAAGUCGUGUUCACGCUUCAGUGCCUGUCGUCCCUCGUGGUGAACAACACCACAGUUGGCGCGUGCGGUCUCGCCGCGGUAUUCGCGAUGCACGCGUGCGGUCAGCUCGGUGUGGUGAUGUCGCGACUCGAGGAGCUGGUUGAGGAAAAACGACAGGACGUCAUUCAGAGAAAACUGGCGAAUCUCGUCGAGCGUCAUCUGCGAGCAUUGAGGUUUCUUUCGCGCAUGGAGAUAAUUCUACGUCAAGUGUGCUUUGUGGAAUUGACCGGAUGUACGUUCAACUUAUGUAUGCUAGGAUAUUACACCAUUACGGUACGCUUAAAAUCUUGA